This is a messenger RNA of Impatiens glandulifera, 1100 nucleotides long. RefSeq lists its product as uncharacterized. Lineage: Eukaryota; Viridiplantae; Streptophyta; Magnoliopsida; Ericales; Balsaminaceae. The transcript is spliced from 4 exons. The record is from RefSeq and is a predicted model, not a curated record. Gene Ontology annotation, cellular component: chloroplast. The coding region runs from base 95 to 832 and encodes 245 amino acids.
AGACUAUCCUAUAUCCACACCAUUUUAGACUCUUUUCAUGUGUUCUCGCCGGCCGUCUACGGCUUCCAACCACAGAACCAGGCCGUGGUGAUUCAUGGCGAGUUUUCCAUGCAAUCCACUUCUCUCCUUCAAACCUCGAAUUUCUACUUUAUCCAAUUCCCAUCGUCACUCUCCCUCGGUACAUGCUUUCGGUCGCAGUGAUUUUGAUAGUUUCGCCAGGCGUGUAGCCUCCGGCGAUCUAUGGAGAGAUGCUUGGCGGAGAGCAAACGAUGGAUUUGAGCUAUUCGUCUACGAAACCAAGAAAACGGCAGAACGCGUCGAUCGCCGCUAUUCCUUUUCUACACGACUCUCCGCCGCCGCCCAAUCCGCUGUCUAUCGAGCCAAGGAACUCGAUCGCGACCUCGAGCUUACUCAGCGUUGGAGAAAUUUUACGCUCGACUUCACCCGAAACUGGCCGCGGUACAGGAAGCAACUCAAUGAUGUCUUAGACACUCCAAUAGGCAGAGGUUUUGCUACAAUAUUCUUCCUGUGGUUUGCUUUAUCUGGAUGGCUGUUUCAAAUCUUGAUAUAUGCGACAUUGAUACUGCCAUUUGCCGCUCCUCUUCUUAUUGGCGCUGUUGCGAACAAUUUUGUGAUCAAGGGAUCAUGCCCAGCUUGUAAGAAACAAUUCAUGGGUUACAGAACCCAGACUGUUCGUUGUACAAGUUGUGGCAAUAUUGUAUGGCAGCCGCAGUCGCAAGGGGACUUCUUUUCGAGAGGUAACGGAGGCAAUUCUCGAUCCUCAAAAAAAUCUGAUCCCGAUAUAAUUGAUGUCGAGUUCGAGGAGAGAUGAAUAAAGAACCAUACACUGAUUUUAAGUGCAUUAGUAUCAGUUUGGUGCCAGCAAAAGGAAAAAAGAAAAGAAGCAAAAGAUGAAAUUGAAUAGUGCUAAUUUUAUCUGCUCUCAGUUGUCAAUGUAAAAAGUCUUUCUCUCUUUUUUUACAUGUAAGGUUCUUCUUUUGCCAAUAGUGUUGUUGAUUAUUUAUGUACUUUUAUUACAAUCUACUAAGGUAAAUUUUUUAUGAUUAAUAUACUAAGAUGAAAUUGGAAUUUUCUUUCCC